Messenger RNA from Tachysurus fulvidraco (yellow catfish), 2460 nucleotides. RefSeq names its product calcium and integrin binding 1 (calmyrin) (gene cib1). The record is from RefSeq and is a predicted model, not a curated record. NCBI's taxonomy places the organism in Eukaryota, Metazoa, Chordata, Actinopteri, Siluriformes, Bagridae. The transcript is spliced from 7 exons. The coding region runs from base 113 to 682 and encodes 189 amino acids. Gene Ontology annotation, molecular function: calcium ion binding.
ACUCACACGUAGGCAGGAAGAGGAAGUGAAGUUCGCCUCAGUUGUAAAGUUUGUUUGUGAAAAAUAACCAUAACAGACCUACCGUCGUCUGACAACUAAGGCUUUUAAUAUUAUGGGUAACACAGCAACUAAAUUACCAAAGGAUCAGUUGUCGGAGUAUCAGGAGCUCACGUUCCUCACUAAACAGGAAAUACUGCUGGCACAUAAAAGAUUCACUGAGCUCCUGGACAGAAAUGACAGGCAACAAGUCGGUUCCAGGGUACCACUGAAUAAAAUUUGUACGUUGCCGGAGCUCAAGUCCAAUCCCUUUCGAAGAAGGAUCUGCCAUGUCUUCUCCACCUCAGACACAAAGGAUGGGAGCUUAUGCUUUGAAGACUUCUUGGAUCUCCUGAGUGCCUUUAGCGAUUCAGCUACGCUUGAAAUCAAAUCACACUAUGCUUUCAGAAUUUUUGAUUUUGACGAUGAUGGCACACUUGAUCAUGGAGAUCUCGAGAAGUUGGUGAAUUGUCUGACUGGGGAGUCUGCAGACACGAGACUUACUCCUGAGGAAAUGAGUCAGCUCAUAAAUAAUAUUCUUGAGGAAUCAGACAUUGAUAAAGAUGGGACUGUAAACCUCUCUGAAUUUCAGCAUGUUAUCUCCAGGUCGCCAGAUUUUGUUAGUUCUUUCAAGAUUGUGUUGUGAAGACUACUGAGAACAAGAGACAUUUUUAUGUCCAGCUCAUUUUCAACAUGUGUGCACUUUGCUCUUCAGCCAACAUUCCUAAUAUGUUAACAUGUUAAUUGUAAUUUUGGUUGUUGUUUCCAGUAUCUCUAUUUCAACUGCCUUUGUAGUUGCAAAUAUUUUCAAUAUCUCCGUUUAUGUCUAAAACUCACUUGUUUGUUUAAACAGAUAUUUGUAUAUUUGAUAAUAGAUUGUAUUUUCCCUUUAUUUUAUUUUUUUGUGAUGAACUUUUUAUUAUUCAGUUUUAAGACAAAAGGGAAAAGUCCUUAAGAAAGAGAUUUAUCUAUAUAUGAGUCAUGAUGGGACACGCUCCUUUGGAACUGCUGCCACAAAUGUGUUCCAUGAUCCACAGAUAACAUCCUCCACACUCAUUUUACCAUUGGAGAAAAACUCCACAAUCUUUGGUUCAUCUGAACUGCAUCUUGAACCAUGACCCAACUGGCCAUAGAGACCUGUUUUGGAAAGCAAAGUGAAGCUCAUCAGAUCAGGCCACCAAAUUGAACAGUCCACAAACUAGUACUAAACCUUACAAAUCUUACUAAAAAGUAAAAUGUCUUACCCCAUCCCCAGGUGAAGAGAUCACCAGUGCCUAAAAAAUAAAUAUAUUUAAAUAAUUCCAACACCAUAAUAUUCUAAAGACUCAAAAUCUAAACAACAGGAAAGAGACGUUACAGAGUCUUACUGGUGAUGGCCGCUGUGUGGCGGGAUCCACAGCUGACCUUCUUAAUUUCAGAUGCUUCUGAUACAUCCACCAGGGCAGGGAACGCUUGAAUUGAGAUAAACACAUCAGCAGUGCCCUCAUUUUCCUUUUUGCUCCCCUUCAGUUUGUCUUGUUCUAUAGAGAAACAUGCACAUAUCAAAAAGAAAAACACACACUGGCAUAGGUAGAGCGGAGGAGUGAGAGAUGUUCAUGUGCAUGGAGAAGAGUUUUGGCCUGACUCACCAAUUCUUUCUUCCCCACUCUGACGCUCUUCUCUGAGGCCUUUUGACGGCAGGCCAAUUUGUCCGCUCUCAUUCCAACCCCAUACGUACAGAUCUCCUCCAGCUGUGUUCAUGAACACAUGUGGCUUUUGCAGCAUUGUAGGAUGUUUCCACACAGGAUUUUUUUAAAAAAGUAUUUUGCUUUGGUACAUAAUUAAAUGAAACAAAUAAAAAAAAAGAAGAAAAAUCUGUGCAUGGUUGAAAAUGUACUCCUAAAUCUUCAUUGUUCAACAGCCUUUGGCUCAGUGUACAAGUCAGUUUAGCUUCUCCCAUCUACACAUAAGUGUCACCCAUGACCCAGAAUAAACAAUGUUUGGAUUGUUCCUGUAAUUGGCUCACCAUAAACCAUAAUAAUUGAGCCAAGUGACAAAAAUAUCAAAGUCUGAGUAAAUCCUUAUUGUAGGUAAGAGUUAGGGUGAUGUUAUGCAUCAAAUCAACACCUCACCCCAAACACCCGUUAAAAUGAAUAGUUUAGGUAAUGAUGUGUUUUGAGAAAAUCACUGCAACAUAUUUGACAAUUUCAACAGAAAUGAUAAUUCAUCAUUGUAAUUCUCAUCUACAUGUUAAGCUUUAAUAAUCAUUAAGCACAUGUAACUUAUUUUUUCUUGAACCACUGCAACUCGUAUAAAGUGAAAUGAAAAAGAAUUUAAAAAAAAAUUCCCUUGUAGAAUGUGUAAAAUAUCUGUGUAUAAGAACUUUUUUAAAUUUCAUAUUAAAGAGUGCCUGUAAUCCACAGUUCUAAUAAAAGUCUAUGCAGA